This is a messenger RNA of Neltuma alba, 1399 nucleotides long. Its product is annotated as growth-regulating factor 5. Gene Ontology annotation, cellular component: nucleus. NCBI's taxonomy places the organism in Eukaryota, Viridiplantae, Streptophyta, Magnoliopsida, Fabales, Fabaceae. Bases 1 to 1050 code for a protein of 349 amino acids. The transcript has 4 exons. Gene Ontology annotation, biological process: developmental process; regulation of DNA-templated transcription; DNA-templated transcription. The record is from RefSeq and is a predicted model, not a curated record. Gene Ontology annotation, molecular function: ATP binding.
AUGAUAAGCGAAACAAGUGCAAGAAAUGGAUCUCCUUUCACAGCAAUUCAAUGGCAAGAACUUGAACAUCAAGCUCUUAUCUUUAAAUACCUGGUCUCAGGGAGCCCCAUCCCACCUGAUCUCAUUUACUCUGUCGGAAGAAGCCUUGACUCUUCAAUGUCUUCUUCUUCUUCUUCUUCUUCUUCAAGGCUCUUCCCCUUCCAUCCAAUUGGAUGGGGAUGCCUAGAAAUGGGAUAUGGCAGAAAAGUAGACCCAGAGCCAGGAAGGUGCAGAAGAACAGAUGGCAAGAAAUGGAGAUGCUCAAAAGAAGCCUAUCCGGACUCAAAAUACUGUGAGAGGCACAUGCACAGGGGGAAAAACCGUUCAAGAAAGCCUGUGGAAAUUUCUUCAACAGCAACAACAGGCAUUUCAACAAACACAUCACAGCCAAUCUCUUCACCGUAUAGCAACAGAAGCCUUACCAUGAGCAAUGCCAAUCCACCGUCAACAACUUCUUUCCCUUUCUCUCUAUUGCCCUCUUCUGUGCCCUCCGAUACCCAACCUUAUUCCCAUGUUUACCAAAAUUCUUCUCUUAAUCCCUUGUACUACACCCAUUCAACCUCAUGUAAACCUCUUGAUUCUGAUUUUCCUUCUCCAAAAAGCAAUGCCCACCGGCUAUUUUUGGACUCUGGACCUUAUUCUAGGGAUGAGGACUAUAGGCAUACUCAUGGAAUGAGGGAAGGUGUGGAUGAGAGAGCUUUCUUUCCAGAAGCCUCGGGGAGUGUUAGGAGCUUUCCUGAUUCAUAUCAACAAUUACCAUUGAGCUCCUGUAAGUCUUAUUCAAACUCCCAGUUCCAUAACAUGAAUGAUAAUCCAACUCCAAGACAGCAAGAAGAGCAACAUUGCUUUGUCAUGGAAAGAGACUUCAACUCACCGGGGCAAAUAAAACAAGAGAAUGAAACCGAGAUGACCCAGAGAUCCCUUCAUCAUUUCUUUGGUGAAUGGCCUCCAAAGAACACAGAUUCCUGGCUUGAUCUCGCUUCAAAUUCCAGAAUCCCCUCUGAUGAAUGAUAAGACUCAUUAGAGAAUUGCUGCAGAUAAAAGAACUUAUUAUGGCUGGGGUAGCUUUCUUUUGCCAAAGAGUGGUCUUUGUUGAGUAGGGGGCCACAGUAAGAGGAUCUGUCAUCUGUGUCUGUACUUUUCGUGAUAUUUAUAUGUUUCUUUCUUUCUUCUCCUUGAAGGGAAAAAGGUUGUCUCAGAUUUGCACAGUUUGUUGUUUGACUGGAAAGCAUAGUGUUGUUACCCCGCGGUCUCUACUUUGAUAAUAGCUUCUGCUUCUUCUGAAUAUGUCUUUGGACCAACAGAGAACAUGUGCAAUGAAUCAUCAGUAACUUGUACCAACACUGUGAGGGAUACACUA